Messenger RNA from Symbiodinium sp. CCMP2592, 2118 nucleotides. The record is from the annotation of a GenBank genome assembly. Lineage: Eukaryota; Dinophyceae; Suessiales; Symbiodiniaceae.
AUGAACUUCCCUCGUGGCCUUCGUGGCCUGGCUCUUUGGUCUCUCCUUGCGCUCGGCUUGGCUGCAGGCGAUGAAGAGAAGGAGCUGGAAGAAUGCGAAGUGGGACUUCUGCAAUCGCACCGUGCGAGGACCGAGACCGACCCUCCGAAGGAACUGACGCCACAUCCCUUCUAUGCAGCGGUCCGGCGCGCUUGCAUGGAAGAGACGUGCAUCAUGUUCGAACGCCACAGGAACUUUUACGAAAUCAUGGCCACUUUGGAGGCGCACCGGGACACCCUGAGCAAGAGCUGCCGGCAGACAGCCUUCGGCGGUACGUUGCAGCAGCCAAACAGCCUGAUCUUCACCAAAGUCGACAGCGCCACAGCCAAUCUCGGUCCAGAACUAGGAAUGUCCACGGACUUCGUCGUCACGAAAUCCAUCGGCUAUGUGGGCGCUCCCCUCAUGUACUCCACUCCAGGUCACACUGCCAUUUACAGGACGUGGUUCCUCAUCUACGAGGCAAAGACACAGCCAGCCCCCAAAGGAAUGCUCUUUGUUCAUAACGGCGGCCCGGAAGCUGGUAUCCUAGGCGGUAUGUUUUCUGGCUUGAAGGAUUUCAAGGACUAUUUGGACCAGAUCCAAGAUUAUGACUUGAUCUUCGUGGACCAGAGGGGCAUGGGUUUGUCCUAUGCUGGGCUGCUGAGUGGCUUCGACACUCCCACAUCAUGGAAGGAGUUGAAGGAGGAGUGGAAAGAUGUUCCCGCGGAGGUCGUCGUGGCAUCUGAAGGACCCCUCGCAUCGAACACCCAGUUCCUCGACUCCAAGGGGGUCGAGCAUCAGGCGCCCUGCGCGUUCUUGAAAGACGGGACCAACACCUGGAAAUUUCCGGCAGACUGGGGCAACCAUGACGAGGUGCUCAAGUACUUGCAGCGCAAAGCCGAGAUGAUUACCGCAUGCUCAAAGAUGUUCGACCGUCCAGAUGGACAUGACACAUACAACUUGCUGCAGUACAUGGGCACGCAAGCGCUGGUCCAUGACAUCGAAUGGCUUCGCUGGGCUUUCGGUGGCUACCCCAUCACGGUCCUUGGCUACAGCUACGGCACCCGUGUUGCGGCUGCGUAUGCAUCCCAAUUCCCCGGGGCCAUUCAGCGCGUUGCUGUGUCGGGCGUCGAAGCCCCCAACCCAGAUCUGCUUGAGUUUGCCAAGGAGGCCGGGCUCAACACGGCCGAGAUCCUGGGAUUUGUCCAAAGCCAAUGCGCGGAGAGCGCAUCAUGCCGAAAGAACCCCUUCAAGGAGGAUGAGGCGAACGAGCCAGGGUUUUACUUUGACGGGGACAUCGAUGCGGCGGUCGAGGCCCUUUUCCGCCGCUCCUCGCACGGUGGUAUCUGGUAUCCGAAGAAGUGUCAUGGAAAUUAUGUUUCAAUGAACUUCCUUUCAUCCCUCCUGCGUGACUUCCUGGUUUCAGAGAACUCAGACAGAGUUAACAAGCUCGUUGACUGGUUUCAGGAUUCCAGGAACAAGCGGGUGCCGCCAUUCCAGGACGCUACGUGGCCAAUCGGCUUCCAGAUGCUGCCAGCUACAAUAUAUAUCAUGGUGCAAAACCCUUGUGCCACGGCAAAAUCUGCAAUGAAGAGCACAGAUGACUCGCCAUUUGAACAGCUUAGCAUCUUCAGUCUCAUCCCAGCACUUGACAUGACAGGGCGGUGGCAGGUGAACCAAGUGGCAAAGUUCAUCGCAUCACACGCGGCAGACAGGACCCUAAUGCCGGCUUCGGAUCUGUUUAUCAUGAAUGCCGAAGCAGCCUACGGAUGGCCGCAGCUGCCGACGCCUAUUGGCUUCUCGAACCCAACAGUGGAUGCGGUGGCAGUCAACACCUUGUAUGAUGAGCGCACUGGCAUGAACAUGGCGCAGAAAUUCCAGGAAAACUUCCCGAACACCAGCCUCGUGACUUCGCUUGGAGGUGGUCAUUGUGUGACUUCUGAGCACGGUCUGGAAGGCUUUCAGACAUUGAUGCAGUUCCUUUUCUUCGGCUGGAAGCCUUCCAGUGGAGACAUGGUUGAUCGCUUCGUGAAGAUAGACUUCGCGGACGGUGCCAAGUUGAUGGGGGAAUACUAUAAGGAGGUUAAGAAUCUCGAAUAA